This is a messenger RNA of Jatropha curcas, 833 nucleotides long. RefSeq names its product LOB domain-containing protein 4. NCBI's taxonomy places the organism in Eukaryota, Viridiplantae, Streptophyta, Magnoliopsida, Malpighiales, Euphorbiaceae. The record is from RefSeq and is a predicted model, not a curated record.
CUUUCUCUUCUCCAAAAUUCUUUUAAUUGUCCUUUUAUUCAUUUUCUACUUUCAAUUCACAACUAAAAAUUUCCUUUUUUCUUUUUUCUUUUUUUAUUUUUUAAGCGAAACUAAAUAUUCAGUUUAUAUAAAUAUUCAUAAAAUUAAGUUGUGAUUUAUAUACGAAGAAUGAAGGAGAGUGGUAGAAAACAAGGUGCACUGUCGCCAUGCGCGGCGUGCAAGCUUCUCCGGCGAAGAUGUUCUCAGGACUGUGUUUUUGCUCCUUAUUUUCCAGCCGAUGAGCCGCAGAAGUUCGCCAGUGUGCAUAAGGUAUUUGGAGCCAGCAAUGUGAACAAAAUGUUACAGGAGUUGCCAGAGCAUCAGCGAAGUGAUGCAGUGAGUUCGAUGGUGUACGAGGCAAAUGCUAGGGUACGUGACCCAGUUUAUGGGUGUGUAGGGGCUAUAUCAUCCUUGCAACAACAGAUAGAUUCUCUUCAAACCCAGUUGGCCAUUGCACAAGCUGAGGUUGUACACAUGAGAAUGAGCCAAUAUGGUUCAUCUUCAACUCCAAGCAGCCUGGACAUGGUGGUUGAUCAAGCCAAUGUAGGAGAGUCGCUUUGGUCAUGCUAGCUACACUUUAUUAAUUAUUACUAUAUACUAGUUAUUGAUGGGCUUGCUUUAUUAAUGUCUCCCUCUUUUUAUACAUUUUUGCUUCUUUUUUACUUUUUAGUCUUUUAUAGUGCGUCUCUCUACUUGACCAAGAGAUGAUGAUUAUUAUUAAUUAACCAUAUUGUAUAUAUUUCUAAACAUAUAUAAUUAUGAGGUAUGAUAUAUGUUGUACACCGAAUUGUUGA